GUCAACUGAAAACUGCUUGCAAAUUCUCUCAGUCCUUUCACCUUCUGGAUGUGACUGCACACAAAGAUUUGAUCUUGUAAAAAUCUGAAGAACUUCACUGACCCCUUGUGGCCACUUUCUAGCAAGACGGGGCUUUUUGUACAAGAAGAAAGUAGAAAGAAUAUGGAAAACUUUCAAACCUCAGAAAAAGGAGAUUCCUCCUCCAGAUCAUCUGUUUCACAUUUCUUUUCCGUACCUAAGCUCACAGGUACAGACAUGUACCAUAUUUUUAUAAGCUUCAGUGGAGCAGACUCGUUAUGGGUGCAUCAGCUUAUCCGCAAACUGGAGGCUACAUUUCCAAACCUUAUAAUCUGUACUCACGAUCGGGACUUCACUGCCGGAAAGACCAUCAUAGAAAACAUGACUGAGUGCAUUCAGAGCAGUCAAAAAAUUAUUAUGGUGAUGAGCCCAGAUUUUGUGCACAGUCGGUGGUGUCUUUUUGAAGCCAACCUCUCCAUGUUCCAGGACUGUAUGUCACAUAAAGUCAUCGUUCCCGUCAUGCUCAAGCCAUGUCCAAUGCCCCUUUAUCUCAGCCACUUAACUUACUUAGAAGUUGAAGAUGAGCAGUUCUUUGAAAAACUGUGCAACAGGCUGCUGAGGAACAACGCUAAAGAAACUGAAGAUGUCUUGGUUCACUUCCAGUCAUCCAUACUAUAUGGUGGGAAGCAGCUGCUAUCUCUGGCAGCUGUGAAUGAAAACGAUGAUGACGUCAGUAAUGGAGUUUUCUCUGACACUUGUGUGCCGGACUCCCUCAAAGCAGUCGUGAAAGAUCCUGAAAUAUUCAAGAAAGCUAUUCGAGUGAUAAACGAUACUCCAACUGAUUUCUUGAACUCAAAAUUUAUUUAUAUCUGUAUAGCAAUUUGCCUUAUUUUAUUAAUUGUUCUUUCUCUGCUUGCAUUUAUAUCAGCAUGUGUUACCCAAAAUUGGUUUUCCUUUCUGCACUUACCAAUGAGUUUUAUUCCAGCAGGUUUUGCAUCGUAUAAAAUGGAAUAUUGGAAAAAGUUUAGGCUUGAGAAGGUUAUCCAGAACAUGAGCAGAAGUACUUGUGAGGCCAAUCUACAUUUAGCUGAAACUUCAGUCCUCGCUGGUUGUUCUUCAAAGUCCAGUUUGGUUUUUAUUUUUGCAUCUCUAAAAGAAUGUAAAGAAUUGUUCCAAAUUACCUUCAGGCGUGAUACUGAUCUGGCAAAAUGUAUGUGGGAAAAAGCCAUAACCAAUUAUUCUUCUGAUUAUGCAAAUUGUAUGGCCAAGAAACACUUUCCUAGCAGUGACCCAAAGCCUCCUGGACAUCUAGUAAAUGGCAUUUGUUUCUGCCAGUAUGUGGCCAUGCAGAUAACACAAGGCAGCUGGCCAUAACCUCAAUUAAUUUCAUUAAACAUAAUUUGCCAUAAAGUAGUUUUAUAGCUGAUCAAAUCCUACUCCAUAAUGUAAUUUUAUUUAAAAAAAAAUUAUUGGUUAGAAGUUCAUUCCCCUGAACCUCAUAAUAUUAAAGCCCAGUUAUGUGGAAAGCACUGGACAUAACGCUGCCAAACGCUUUAAAACCCUUUCGUCAUUGUCAUUGUCUAAAGUUUGACAAAGGAGGCUUUGUGUCACCUUCACAACAGCCCAUGAGUCUUUAGUAGGUAUACACAUAGACAAAGCCUAAAAGAUUGCUUUCUAAGGUAUUAAUUUGAAGCAUUGUAAAUGCAAUCAAGCAACUCUAGCUUUGCAUCCCCUAGUAGGAGUAAAUAAAAAAUGUGAAAUAAAGCUUGUUUUUUUUGUUUUGUUUUUUAGAGGGUGGGUAUAUUAUUUUGUAAAAUAAACAUACAUGCAUAUUGUACCACCUUAAAUGCAGAGAUACAUAAGAUACAUGAGCUAACAGUGAAGUUGGUUUGAGGGUGAGAUAGUGGUGCUGCAGUUUAAAGGUAGGGCCUGGUGGCAAGUAAGUAAAUUUAAAAUGGCUUGGCAUGGUCAAAUGAAUUCAAAUAUGCCAUGCUCCAUCACCCCCCCCCCCUCCCCCUUUGUGGAUGCCUAGUCCCUGCCUUUUCCCACUAUCUGCUGCAGCAAUGAUGUUAUAGAUUUUUUCUUUAAAAAUUGAUUGGUCUCCAAAUUGAUUUCGCCUGAAUCAAAUAUGCUCCAAAAUUGGUAUAUGGUACUCUGAGGUCUCCUAGGAUUUUUCUCUCUUGUCCUUAUCUUUUUUAUUUUUAUUUUUCAAACUUUUGCCAUCCCGCCCCUUAUCGCAAUGAUAGCACUAGCAAUAAUUGUCAGAAAGACACUGACAUAUAUAGCUAAGAGUAAACACAUGGUUGACAGUGUUGGAAAACAUACUGCACCAUCACAUGUGCUAUGCUUUUAAUAUUAGAAACAUUCCAAAAAUUGUUCCUUAGUGCUAUUUAAACACACACAGUGUUAUUGGAAAAAAACUAUGACUUGUUGGGAUCAAGCAUCCAAAAAUUAUGCCUUAAUGCGUGUAGGAUCCUGACCCAGUUUUUACACACACAUUAAUGAGUGUGUACACUAUGAUUAAGUGAUUUGUUUUGCAAAAGCGUCCAAAAUUAUGUGUUAAUGGGGUCAGAAUGUCUCCUUCUAUUUAUAUACCAAAAAGUGUUGUGAGAAAAAAAUGGUGGCUUGCUCUGAGGUGAAACAAGCCUGGAAAAAUUCUCCUAUUUAUUUAGGAGCAGCAGCAGUACAGCAUAGAUGUAGAAAGAGUGAUGUGUGUAAGGGUUAUAAGAAGCAGCAAUAGUAAUGCCAGCAGUAUCAGCACAGCAUGGAACAGACAAGGCAGUAGACGUGUGUACGGCUUUGUUAAGGUAGUAGUAGCAGUGGCAGCCGUGAGUCAUAAAGGGUAGUGGCAGUAGGGGUAAUGGAAGUGGCAGUAAUAGAAUUAGUAGCAGGAAAUGGCAGCUGCGGCAGCAGCCAUACGGUGUGGGACAGGGUAGGCAGGCAGAUUUUGGCAGUGGCAUUAUGGGGCAACAUCAUUAAUGGCAAAUCUUUUCAUUAGCCUCAGGUGGAGGUGAGUAAAAAUCUUAAUGGAUCCAUGCCUCGUUCCUUUUGACAAAAGUGAUGUUUUGUACACUAUCAGAGGUCAAGUUGGUCUGUUUGGAUGUGAUGACACCGCAUGCCUCACUGUCUGGAGGCUGGGCAAGACAGUACAGAAAAAGCAUUUUAGAGCAUUUCCAGCCACUGUUCCAAUCUGCCUGCCCAGAAGUCCAUGGGAUUAGCGAGCAUAGUAUGUGCUGGAAAAAGGCCACACUCUAGGUAGGACUGAACCUGGGUGUUCAGGAGGUAUGUUUGCUGAUUGAAUUAGCUUGACUUGGCACAUGAAAAAAUUUCUCCAUCAUGUUGAUGAUACAGGAUUGGCUGCUGCUGUGGCUUCUGCUGUUUGUGGUAGCAGAGAUGUGGAAGAUGGGUGACUAGGCAGGGGCGGAGAUGGACCUCAAGAUCAGACACACAAGCGGUAGGUGUCUGCUCACCGAAAGCUUUGGCAAGCUGCAUACACAAUGUAUCUUGGUAAUAAAGCAAUGUGGCCUCCCUUUCACUAACAGUGAAAAAAACAAUGCCCGAUAGAUUUUGUGCGGUGUCUUCAAUCAAGAAGGCCAUGGCGGCCUCUGCAUGAGCAAAUGGAUAAGGUGAUUUUAUUUUAUUUUUUACCAUGAUUAACCCCUGAAAGGCCUAAAUUGUAGCUUCAGAUGCCGCA
Molecule: messenger RNA, 3712 nt
Organism: Bufo gargarizans (Asiatic toad)
Lineage: Eukaryota; Metazoa; Chordata; Amphibia; Anura; Bufonidae
Exons: 3
Coding region: 163-1392 (409 amino acids)
Biological process (GO): toll-like receptor signaling pathway; inflammatory response; immune response
Cellular component (GO): membrane
Molecular function (GO): transmembrane signaling receptor activity
Source: RefSeq, a predicted model, not a curated record